This is a messenger RNA of Beauveria bassiana ARSEF 2860, 1995 nucleotides long. Its product is annotated as Rap1 Myb domain-containing protein. Gene Ontology annotation, molecular function: telomeric repeat DNA binding. Gene Ontology annotation, biological process: regulation of DNA-templated transcription; telomere maintenance via telomere lengthening. Gene Ontology annotation, cellular component: shelterin complex. The coding region runs from base 1 to 1995 and encodes 664 amino acids. NCBI's taxonomy places the organism in Eukaryota, Fungi, Ascomycota, Sordariomycetes, Hypocreales, Cordycipitaceae. The transcript has 3 exons. The record is from RefSeq and is a predicted model, not a curated record.
AUGUCUGGUGGCAUCACAUACAACGGUGUGCAUGGAGGAGAUGGAGGGCGAAUCUUUGAUGGCCUCAAGUUUUGGGUCGCGCAUCAAGUGCCCACGCGCAGUACUAUUCUGGAUCAUAUAAAACGCAAUCGUGGCAUUGCCGUAGCCCUGGAAAAGGAUGCCGAUUAUCUCAUUGCAGACCACGCGCGAAAAAACGCACCCAGCGGCUCCAUCUCUUGGAAGUUCAUCACUGAAUCUGUAAAAAAUGGCUAUGUCCAGCUCCUUGAUCCUUACAGGAUAGGACACGCACCGGCAGGGCCGCGGCAAGCUGCCUCAGGAAGGCCUACAAAAUUCGGAAGAGUCAAAUUUACGACUGCUGAAGACGCUGCGCUUGCGAGCUGGGUGCUGGCGCAUGACAGCGGCCGAACAGGCAAUGCAAUUUACAUUGAGUUUGAAAACAAGCACCCCCAACAUACCUGGCAAUCGUGGAGAAAUAGAUAUACGAAGAAACUCCAGCAGCUGCCUCCUGCGGCUCUCGUACACUUGGCCUCGCAAGCAUCGGACGAGCCGACACCCCAGGCCAUCGAGGAAGCGCAGCCAGACGAAGAAUUACCAGAUCCCACAGCGCUCAUGCUCCAGCGCCAGGGGGAAAGGGUACAACAGGAAACGGCGAAGCAGAGGGCAAGGAAUCGAGCCGCGGCUCAGCCACCAGCACCGUCGCCGCAACCGCAACCGCAACCGCAACCGCAACCAACCGAAGACGAUGAUGCAGCCAAAAGCCAAUUGUACGAUGAUCUCCAAGAGUAUUGCCAGGAAGCUGGGCUACAGUUUUCACCCACGCAACAAAUUGUCGGGCAGCCCGUCGAGCUCUGGGAGCUUUUCAAGGCCCUGAGCGACCAGAAACUGCCCGCCGAGGAAAUUGACUGGCUGCGCGUCGCCGAGCAGCUCGGCUACGCAUGGUCCGACGUGGAUGUUGCGGUCAACGCCCUGCAAAGUUGCUACGAGGAGAAGCUCGCCGAUUUUCUCGACAUCAUGGAGCUGGUGCCGACGACAAAGGGUGUCGGACCGGCUUCGCCGCGAAAUGCUCAGAUGCCGUCGUCGCCGCCCCCGCGCUUCUUGCCCGCGAAGCGGCCCCUGGACGUCGACGACGACGACGAGGGACUCGACAUUCAGACCCCGGUCAAGCGACGCCGGCUGAUGAUCCCCCCCGAGAUACCUUCGACUCCCGACGUCGAUCGCCAGCGUCGGACUAGCGCGGGUGCGGCAACGACAACGACGCCCUUGCGGUCCGAGACUCGGCUGCCCGGCCUGCACACGCACGAGUCGGAGCAGGAAAUGACGCCGUCGCAACAGCUGCAGUCAGAGUACCUCAACAGCAGCCCCAUUCGAUCGCGCUUCGACAGUCGCCCGACGCCGUCGCAGAGCCCAUUUGCGUCCACCAGCGCCAACGUCAAGCGGCGCGUGCUCCCUCGCGAUUUCAAACCGCGCGCACCACCGCCGCCACCACCGCCGCCGCCGCAGCAACAGAGUCAAGAAUCGCCGUUCCCCGGCGCCGUCAUCUGCGGCGCGCAGCCGCCACCACGGCCACCCGUCGGCCCCCCUGCGUCCGUCGCCGCCGCGCGCCGCCCCCUCAGCAACGACGAGGAGCUCGAGAAGCACAUCCAGCACUACGAAUCGCUAGGCUACACGCGCGCGACAGUCGUUGAGGGACUGAAGCGGACGACGAUGGUGCUCGGGCUCGCGACGGUGGUGAUGCAAAGCCUGCGCGACGGCCGCGGCGUGCCGGCGCGGUACGAGGGCGUGUGGACAGACCGCGACGACGAGGGCCUGCGGCUGGUGGUGGACGUGGGGCCGCAGGCCUUGGAGACGGACGUGAGGGACAAGGAGGUGAUGAAGAAGGUGCGCAAGGCGCGGCGGGCGAGGGACAAGUUGAUGGAUAAGCACGGCGAGGAGCGCAUGGCGCUGCGGAUCAAGUACCUCAAGGCGACGGGAAGGUUGGCUGCUGCUGCGGACUAA